AUGGUGAGUGGGACGGAGGAGAAAGCCUUGGUGAGUAAGGUUGACCCAUGUGGCAUGUGUGGAAAGAGGGUAAAGGCAAAUUCAGUGCGGUGUGUGAAAUGUGGGAAGUGGAUACAUAGGAGAUUGGCAAGGGAUUUUGCGUGUGGAAGAUGUAAGAAUGGCAUUGGAAGGGUGGUGGAACAGGAAGAAAAGUUGUGUGAUGAGGUUGAGUCAGUGAAGGAGUUUACAUACCUGGGGGACAAGGUAAGUGUGGGUGGUGGGUGUGAGGCGGCUGUGACAGCUAGAGCAAGGUUUGCCUGGGUGAAGUUUAGGGAAUGUGGAGAGCUACUAUAUGGAAAGAGAUUUCCCUUGGAGAUGAAAGGAAUAGUUUAUAAGAGUUGUGUGGGAUCAGCAUUGCUGUAUGGGAGCGAGACAUGGUGUUUGAGUGAAAAUGAGCUGGGUAUUUUAAGGAGGACGGAGAGAGCGAUGGUGAGAGUGAUGUGUGGGGUGAAGUUGAUGGACAGAAAGUUAACUGAGGACUUGAUGCAGAUGUUGGGUUUGAAGGAAGCGGUAGAUCGGUUGGCGAAGGCAAAUGGGGUACGUUGGUAUGGGCAUGUGCUGAGGAGGGAGGAUGGGCAUGUAUUAAGAAGGGCCUUUGAUGUAGAGGUGAGUGGUCGAAGGAAAAGGGGAAGGCCAAAGAAGACGUGGAAGAUGCAAGUGGAGGAGGAGAGUGGGAAGGUUGGGAUGAGGAUGAGGGAUGCUUUAAAUCGUGCAAAGUGGAGGGAGGGG
Molecule: messenger RNA, 768 nt
Organism: Saccoglossus kowalevskii
Lineage: Eukaryota; Metazoa; Hemichordata; Enteropneusta; Harrimaniidae
Source: RefSeq, a predicted model, not a curated record